Messenger RNA from Centropristis striata (black sea bass), 4318 nucleotides. RefSeq names its product guanine nucleotide binding protein (G protein), gamma 12b (gene gng12b). NCBI's taxonomy places the organism in Eukaryota, Metazoa, Chordata, Actinopteri, Perciformes, Serranidae. The coding region runs from base 298 to 516 and encodes 72 amino acids. Gene Ontology annotation, cellular component: heterotrimeric G-protein complex. The record is from RefSeq and is a predicted model, not a curated record. The transcript is spliced from 4 exons. Gene Ontology annotation, molecular function: G-protein beta-subunit binding. Gene Ontology annotation, biological process: G protein-coupled receptor signaling pathway.
GCCUUCAGCAGCAGGUGACUGUCCGCGUCUCCUCUCACCAUUUCUCACACCAACACGGCUCACUCUUUAUUUUCUGCGUCCUGAAACUUUUCCGUCGACACAGUCAAAGUGGAUUUUUAAUGAAAGAAGCUCCACGCGCAUUACUUCAUGGCUCGACUUUGAAAAAAAAAAAAAAGAAAGUGUGUCGGAUCGAUCGGAGAGGCCAGAUUAACGCUGGUCACACAGACUGGGACCACGGUUUCUGCUGCUUGAGGUCUAGUUCCACUAAGGUUUGAGCACAGCUGUCCAAAGGCUGCAAUGUCGUCAAAAAUGCAGAGCUCCAGCAGCAUAUCUCAGGCCAGGCGCAUGGUGCAGCAGCUGAGGAUAGAGGCCAGCAUCGAGAGGAUAAAGGUAUCCAAGGCCUCUUCAGACCUGGUGCGUUACUGUGGAGAACAUGCCAAGAAUGACCCGCUGCUCAUGGGCGUCCCUGCUUCAGAAAAUCCCUUCAAGGACAAGAAGCCUUGCACUGUUUUGUAGGAGAACAUGAGAACUCUUGCUGCUUUCCUUUUGAUUCUUAUGGGGAAUAAUAUGUUCAUAAUACUGUUAACAACCUAUCUUAAGGCCAGUGUAUCCACCUUACUUUUCACAUGCCUGCUGCAGUUCAAGGAAUGUAGCAUAUAAACCAAAGAAGUCUGAAGCUGUGGCCUUAGAGGAGCUGUGCCAUGGAUGGGAGAGUUCCUGACUCUAAUUAUCACAGCGUGCAUAAACAAGCCCCCUCAAUCAUUGGUCCAAUCGGAUUCAGGCUUUCAGCUUUCACCUUUGACUUUCAUCAUGCUUGCUGCAGGAAACAGUUGUUGUAGGUUGCAUGCUACUGAUAAGGAGCACCCAAGAUAAUUAUAUCCUGUUGGUGGACGAGCAAGCUGUGCUGUCCAUCACAUGCAGACAAAUAGAACGAGUGGCGAUCCAUUGCCACUGAUGCACAGCUCCUGCUUUAUUUUUAGCAGUCACAACCAUGAAUAAUAGUCCUUAAUAACUGGCCAUUAAAUUGUUCUCUUUUAGUGCAGACUGAGCAAUCAAAUUGCUCCUGACGUGCACAAUUCAACCAUUCCAGAAGCGACCAAUUCACUAGAAAUAUUAAUUGAAUAUUUAUUUUUAAGAUAUUGAGAAUCGCUGUUACGAGGAUAGGAUAUAUAAUAGUAAAUUUACAGUGUAGAUUUAGAAUUUGGGAUAAAUUGAUACUGAAUUUUAGUUUUUUUGUUGUUCUUGUUCAUUUGAGCUAGUUGCAUUCCUGUUGUCAGACAGACUUUCAGUACCUACUUCAAUUAAAUUUAAUUCUCAGCUAUUAAAUAUGAUGAAUGUGAUGUCUAAAUUCGUAUGCGCUUUCUUACACUUGGCGCAAAGCAUCGCACUUCGUAGCUAUCUGUAAUUGCCAUUUUUAGACAGAUGCAGUUAUCAUUCUCAAGCCCUCAUUGCGUAAGUAGAAAAUGUACUUGCACCCAUCUGUGUGUCUAAAAAAGAUGCAUGGUCAGACACAUUGUUGGUGCAUUGCUAACCUGAGGCAGCAGAAAGGGAUUGCACCAUUGACCAAAAAAAAAGUCACAGGUUAAUGGCGUAGUAUUUUUCUUCUAUUUAAAAAGCGCACAGAGUUCUGCACAUUCUCAUUACAUACACAGGGAUGUGCAGCAGCGCUCCUUCAACUCAUUUGCAGUCACAUACAUGCUUCUGCAGUUUGCUGAAUCCACCCAUGCGGCAGGCACAGGCGCACUGUUGUUUUUAAAGGUUCAUGUUGCGCUCGUAACACCCCUGUGACUAAUUAAGAGGCUAAAUACAAGCCCUUUGCCACUUACGCCUUACCUUAUGCCCAGAUUGUGAGCCCUCUAACUAGCUAAAGUGAGUUAGUUGCACCCUAAAUGCACUUGCGCCAUGCACUUUAGACCAAGCGCUUUAGAUAGUCUAAAUAGGGCCCUUGACCCUUUUAAUACCAGUUGGGUCUCUUUAACUCAUUUUGAUUGCAUUUGCCUUAAAAAUGAAUGUAAAACUCAGUCCAAGUAUCUUUUAAAAUUGAAAAAUGUACAGAUAAAAGUAUGAACUUUGGAGAUUCAAUUUUGCAUGACUCCUUUGAAUGUGAUAGCUCUUAAUUUAUAUAUUAAAAAAUAAAAUCUUUAUGAAGCCAUUUUAGCUGGAGAAAAAAAAAGAUUCAAGAUCAACCUGUGCCAUUUUGUCAGAUCUACCUAUUUAAUGUCUGCAUGUUCUUUCUGCAGAGCUGAGGCUUAUUACUAUUCAGGCCCUUUGAAACCUGUUUUCACCAGAUGACUGUCAUACUGUUUUGAGUUUGAGACAUUCCAUGUUUACAGCUGCUGUAAAACUGAUUUCAUUAUGAGAACCCAUGACUGACAGUGUGUAACUGUGACUUUCUGUCAUUUUAUAUUUUGGUGCUUACGCAAAACAUUAGCAACUAAUUUUGCAAUUUCACCAGCCAGGGCCUUAAUGAUGAAGUGAUCUGGCUUCAAUCUCCGACUACCUUUUAAUCACAUAAGUGCUGUUGUCUUACACUGUGAAUGAAGAAGGCCCACAGGGGAAAGGUAUAUCUUACCAUAGGCUUUUAUGUGUAUGGCAUCAUAUUUCAAAAUGACUCGUGUUCAGUAAUGAAUUGCAUUAAAAUGUAUCACAUAUUUAGUGCAGUAUGUAUGUCCAAGAGUAUGUGUUUGCUUUUUAUUGUUUAAAUGCACAAUGUUUAAUUUAGGGGGUCUUUUUUUUAAUCAAAAACAAAAGACAGUUUGGUGACAUCAUGAAGUACCUUGGCAUCAUGGGAGCCAGCUCCUCCUAACGUUUGCUCAACAAGUUUCUCUGAUCCAGAUGUCCGAUAGCUAAAAUCUUUCAUUUGUUGGUAAAAACUAUGAGGAUCUAAAAAAUUAUAUUGUAAAAAGUGGCUUAAAACUGUAUAAAAAGUCAAUUAAUAGGCAUGUUUCCACUGAGUACUUUUUGGAAAGCGGCUGAGUGUUCAAUCGGCUCUGCUUAUUGAGUGUGUUUGAAAAAGCACACUGUAUGUUAUUCACCAGGUCUUUUCAUACCGGCUCAACCAUGACAAGUGUGCCAUGACUUUUCUAAGGGUUUUCAAAUUAUUCAGCAAAAACACGCCAAAAAAUCCCUCCAAUGUUACCCUAUGGAGAGGCUAGAGUGAAUGACAUCAUCCUUAGCGUGGAGUGAGAGCAAAAAAAAAUUGUCAAAAAAUAAAUUUGGAAACUGCACUCAAGGCCGCAAAUGCCACUCUACAGAAAUAAUUGAUACACAGAAACAGAGGAAAAUUUGUCUUCUGCCUCACAUUGGUGUGGUAAAGCUGUCAGAGUUAUAGUUUGGGCGUAGGACACACAGAUGAUCCACCAACACCGCCCACAGCCUCAUAGAACGCCAUGAUAAAAAGGCAUGAAAAUUUCCGGAGGAAAGCUGAGGUACCAGUUUCUUCUGAUCGCUCUAAAAAAACAAUUUCUUCAUUUUUCUUCACAAAACACAAAUGUAGACGUUCAGGAAGAACUCAGGAUGCUCAAAUGGAAGUCGGAUCAAUCAUAGGAACUACGGUUUGACCAAAAAUGCUUUGUGUAUGAGGGGAACUUUUAGCUGUUUUCCUGUCUAUUUCACUGGUGUCAAAUGUCACAGAGCAGUUCAUUGCAGCUGAUUGCUCUUCUCUGAUCACUGAUGACUUCCUCCACUUUUCCAUUUUGAAAACAGUUCAAAUUCUAAUCUAAUAAUGUAUGGAUGAGAGUCACGGGCCAGAGUCAAGCACACUCAAAAUUUCUUUAGAAAUGUUCUAGUUUCUUUUAAAAUGGCACUGUUAUGUUGUGGUUGUGUGGAGUUCUACUCACAUCAUAUCCGGCUCAACCGUAUCCAACUGUCAACUAGUUAGUAGUGGCUCAGUAGCGGCUCAGAAAAGUACCUAACUGAGGCAGGUACUUUCUGAGCCGCUAACUGGUGAAGUUGGGUGGAUCUUGAGCGGAUCCUCUCUCCCAAGCCACACCCAUAGCGGCUCACUCGAGGGAAAAGUACCUAAUGGAAACGCGCCUAAUAACAGUAUCUGGCGGACAACAACAACGCUAACAUAUGCUCAAGGGUACAUGAUGCCAUUGGCAGGUGACUAAAUGAAACAGACCAAAACUUUGGUCUAAAUGACAGAUUUCUCUUCGUUGGAAAAUUAUUUUGGGAUAAUGUAAGUACGCAACUUAACACAUAACAUAGGUCAAGUUGUUUCGAUACAUUUUAAUGCAGAAAUUGACAUAUAAUACCUUUAAUGUACUUUUUCGGACUGUACUGAUUCAUUCUUUGCGUUUCUGUUUUGUGACAUUAA